CCUGAAAUAAUAGUUUUAUGAGAUCAACAAAAGGAUAUGUGUAUUACUUACAUUAUCUAUCACAACUGGUUGGUUUACGAUUACAUCAUAAGCCUCCAUUUUUUAAUAAUCACUAAUAUAUUUUCUUGUAUUUCAAUAGCUAUACUUUAAUAAAGUGAGUUUAUUAUCUUUCUACACAUCCCAAAUUUAAUUUCCAUCAAUGAAUGCCGAUGAAUGAUGUCACUUUUCACUUUAUUUUAAAUGUCAAAUGCCAAACUGUCAUAAUAACCUAAAAUGACAUUUUUAAUUCUUCUUUUUAUGUGAUCAUUCCCGUACUAUAUUCUAAUGCAUUUGCCAGCCACCAUAUUAAUAAAUAAUAAUUUGUUCUGUGUUUCUGUCAUGCUUAAGAGCCCAUUCCACCUUUGUGUUAAACGAAGUUUAAAAUGACAUUUUUACAUAUGACAUUAAUAAUGUAAAAAUGUCAUUUUAAACUUCGUUUAACACAACGGUGGAAUCGGUCCUAAGCAAAAGUAAUUAUGUACUAAUGCGCAUAAUCGAGGUAUACAAUUCAUCAUAAUCAUAUUCGAUAAUAAAUAUCUGAGCAAAAAUAUUAAAUAAUGUAAUCGACGUACCAAGCAAAAUAAAGAUAAGAUGAAUAUUUGGACGUGAAAGCCAUAAAGAAACAUAAAAUUUAACGUUUUUGUCGAUUUUGGCCUCUUUUUGCAUACACCCAUCGCCAAACAUGUAAAUUUUUGUUAUGAGUGUUAUGACAUAAAAAACUGUCAUAGUUUUAGGCAAAUACGAUGACAACACAAAAAGGAAGAAGUAAUGAUUUCAAAAAGGGGUGUUUAUAUUUUUGAUACAAGCUAAAGUUAAAAAUAUAAACAUGGAUUUAUCCCCCCCUAUUAAGCCUCCUAGGGGGGUAAAACCAGUUAAAGAAACAAGUGGUCUUCUGAUGUCAGUGAUUCGUACUUUAUCUGCAAGUGAAACUAAUGAACAGAGGGAUAGGGAAAAAGCAAAAUUGGAAACAGAUUAUAAAUUAUGUGAUCAGAAACUCGACGAACUUGUUUCAAAGCAUGAAAAUGACCUAACAAAGGUAAUGCAAUUAUUUGGAUCUAUUUCUCAAAUUGUAACUACUAACAGAGAAAAAAUACGAAGUGUAAAGGAAAACUUGCAAGACUGCAAGAGAAAAUUAGGAUGCAAGAGAGAUGAACUUAAAAAUUUAUGGCUCGAAGGGUUAGAGUAUAAACAUAUGUUGCAGCUAAUUGAAGAAGUUGAAAAAAUGAAUGAGGUUCCUAAUCACCUCUCUACAUAUAUGGCUCGAAAACAGUACUUACAUGCUACAAAUUUAUUAGUAGAGGCAGUAAAUCUGGGCAAAGGAACUUUGGAAGGAGUAGAAAGCCUUAAGGAACUUGGUCAAGAGUUAGAACAAAAGAAAGAGCAAUUACAUUUUCAACUUUUAUCGGAAUUAAAACAACACUUGUAUGUAAAACCAUCACAACAUGUAUUAGCGUUAAGAAGGCAAGGAUCUGCCCAAGAUUAUUUAUUUGGAAAUUCUCCUCUUCAGAGAAGUAUAGAACUUAGAAGAUCAGGUAGAAACAAAUCUUCAGUUUCUAAAAAUUUGUUUAAUGUUUCAAGCAGUGAUAAAAAAUCUAUGUUUGGUGAAGAUUUUUAUGUUGAAGAAAAAUUAGAUAUUGCAAAUCCUGAAGAAAAUCAUAGUAAUUUUGUUGCCAUACUAGUAAAAAGCUUGUGUUUAUUAGAAAAAUUGCCAUAUGCUGUUAAGGAGAUAGUUCAAGAGAUGCAACUAUCUUUAACACAAAUCAUAGAAAGAACAACAAAUAAUAUAAAAAAUUUAGUAGAUUUAAAUGACCAAAAGGCAAUAUUAAAAGAAUUGGUUCAAAUUCUCUUUGAGCAAUAUAAGGAAGUUGCAGACUGUCAUUAUGUUUUUAUGAUGUGUGUAGAACAAGCGAAAAAAGCACAUAAUGUUGAAGUUAAUUCUUAUGAUACUCAAUAUUUUUGGUCACAAGUUCAAACAGUGUUGCAGUCAUUUUUAUCAGAGUAUUUAGACAUUCAGUACAUGUCAAGUGAUUUGCAACUUAGUGAUAUUAAUAAUGUAAAUGACAUUUCUUCUUACUUUUCAAGACGAAAGCAAGUGACGAAGAAAAAUGUGUUUUUUAAAUUUGAAGGUUCAUCCAGUGCGUUAAGUUUAAGUAGUACCUUAAAAUCUGUACAAAAGAAUAAAGUAUUAAUUUGUCCCCCUCAUCCAAAUAAUAUAUUAAUAAUUUUUAUUCCAUUUAUGUGUUUCUUAGAAGAUUUAGAUCAGUCAGUAGGCAUAAAAAAACAAGGAAAUUCGAAUUUAUAUCAGUUUUUAACUGAUUAUAUUUCAAAUGUUUACCUAAAACGAAAAUCUACUGAAAUAUUGGAUCAAAUUGAGUCGGCAAUAAGAAUUUCGGAUGCCUGGAAAGCAACUGUUUUAUUAGACCUAACUUCAGAUUAUAAGCCCUUAUUAGUGAGUACUGUAACUGUAGAAAGAUGUGUUAGAGAAUGGAAAGCUGUGCUUAAGGCACUGCCACUAUACAGUGAAAAAAUUGCAGAAUACUCUUGUAGAGCCUUAAAAGAAUACAAGGAUACCUGUGAUACUGCAUAUAGAAGAAUAGUUCAACCACAGUCUGAUGACAGCAGACGAAUUUGUAGUGCUGCAUGGCUUAAAGAUGAUGAUAUCAGUAGAUUUUUAAAAUCGUUACCUAAUUGGCUGAAUCUGAAAGCCCAACAAGAAUACCACGCUCGGGGUGAAAGAAAUAAGAAAAUACUUAAACGUGAUCAGCCUUCAGAAGAAGAGAGUCCUGAAGAUGUAAGAAUGAGAAACCGAAGAGAAGCUGAGAUGUUGGCUAGUAAUCUUGGCGAAGGAGGUGUCUCCGCUGGAGAAUUUAUUUCCGAUAUGAAUUUAUUGAAAGAACUUGCACAACUUCAGGAAAGUAUGGAAUGGUUUUCAGUACGAAUGUUUCAAUAUACUAGUGAAUUCAGGCAAGAACCUUUAGGCUUAUCUCCACCUCAGCAGGUAAAAGACAAUAACCACAUCGACCAUCCUUCACCCGUUUCAGCUUCCACACUUCAACAUUUGACGAGUAUAACUCAAGAAUUUGAUGAAUUAGCCAAUACGUGCCUUUUGCUUCUUCAUUUAGAGGUUCGCGUACAAUGUUUCUAUCAUUUAUUAGCACACACCCAUUACAAUAAGGACACUCAUGAGCCCGAUCCUAAAGUAUUGGAACUCAGCCGGGUUUUGGCUAACGUUGACGAAGCUAUGGCUAACAGCCUGCAUCCAAGGAAGUGCAAGUAUAUUUUUGAAGGAUUGGGUCAUCUGAUUGCAAAAAUACUCAUAAGUUCUGCGCAAUAUAUGAAUGUCAUCGAUGAGACUGGCAUUCAACGAAUGUGCAGGAACAUUUUUACUUUGCAACAGACGUUAACGAAUAUUACUAUGACAAGAGAAGUAGCCUUGGAUCACGCUAGGCAUUAUUUUGAGUUGUUCUUCUUGACACCUGAGGAAAUUCUUAAUGGUAUCGUAGAUAAAGGACCGGAAUUCUCCGAACUGGAAUACAUGAACGCCUUCCAACUUUUGAAUAGAAGCAAGUCAGAUAAAGAAUUGGUAUCAGUAUCAGUCCAUUUGGAGCGAUUAACAGAAAUUCUUGGAGAAGUUGGUAUAACGGUUUGAUUAAAAUUUUAACUUAUACUAGAAAUUUGUAAUUUAUUUGAUUUUAUUUAUAAUUACAGAUAAAAAAUAUAUAAUAUGUUAAGUUGUUUAAAGAAAAUGUUUCUAUUAAAAUGGAUUAUUUAUAUAGAAGAAUUUUGUUUUUUCACAGUUCGUCUCUUUUGUUAAACAAUUUCUGGUUUUCUUUAAAUGGCAAACUUUCCCAGAAUUUUUGGUUUCCUACUUGUUCCUUCUUUUCCAUGUAAAGUUUAUCCGGACUAUCUAUGCGGAGAUGCAUCCAUGGAUCACUUGUUUUCUUUGAUUGCGGGGACCAAUCUGAGGUUAUGUUUGGUUUUCU
Psylliodes chrysocephalus is the source of this 4022-nucleotide messenger RNA. The record is from the annotation of a GenBank genome assembly. NCBI's taxonomy places the organism in Eukaryota, Metazoa, Arthropoda, Insecta, Coleoptera, Chrysomelidae.